Neogale vison (American mink) is the source of this 1007-nucleotide messenger RNA. It is a transcript of the gene JMJD8, whose product is annotated as jumonji domain containing 8. Lineage: Eukaryota; Metazoa; Chordata; Mammalia; Carnivora; Mustelidae. The record is from RefSeq and is a predicted model, not a curated record. Gene Ontology annotation, cellular component: cytoplasm. The transcript is spliced from 10 exons. The coding region runs from base 12 to 905 and encodes 297 amino acids.
GCGGCGGGCUCAUGGCGCCGGGGGCGCGACCGCUCUUGCUGCUAGUGGUCUGGACGCUGGCGGCUCUCGCCCGACGCGGCCUCGCGGAAGCGGGCGACGGAGGGUGGCAGUGGCGCGGGCCCGGGGCGCCGGCGGCCCUGACGGAGGAGCAGAGCUGCGCGGUGGAACGUCGGGCCGACCUCAGCUACUCCGAAUUCGUGCAGCACUACGCCUUCUCCAGACCCGUCAUCCUGCAGGGCCUCACAGACAACUCGAGGUUCCGGGCUCUGUGCUCCCGAGAAAGGCUCCUGGCCUCAUUUGGGGACAGCAUGGUUCGCCUGAGCACUGCCAAUACCUACUCCUACCGGAAAGUGGACCUGCCCUUCCAGGAGUAUGUGGAUCACCUGCUGCAUCCCCAGGACCCUACCUCCCUGGGCAACGACACCCUGUAUUUCUUUGGGGAUAACAAUUUUAGCGAAUGGGCAUCGCUCUUUCAGCACUACUCCCCACCACCAUUUAGUCUGCUGGGUACCACUACCGCUUACAGCUUUGGAAUCGCAGGAGCUGGUUCUGGGGUGCCCUUCCACUGGCAUGGGCCAGGGUUCUCAGAGGUCAUCUACGGCCGCAAGAGUGACCUUGCUGCUCCCGCCCUCAGCGCUGGUUCCUAUACCCCCCGGAGAAGACACCAGAGUUCCAUCCCAACAAAACCACGCUGGCCUGGCUUCAGGAUAUAUACCCAACUCUGGUACCAUCGGCAAAGCCCCUGGAGUGCACCGUCCAGGCUGGUGAGGUGCUGUAUUUCCCUGACCGAUGGUGGCAUGCUACACUCAACUUGGAUACCAGUGUGUUCAUCUCUACUUUCCUCAACUAGCCAGCUUGGGCGGCUGGUAGUCCGGGAUAUCUCGCUUCUGCAGCACGUGGGGUGACAUUAGGCACCGGGAUGGGAACAGUGCUCCAAUUCCUGCUACCCAGAGGACAGACAGCUUACCUUUCUCUUCUCAUCCACCUGGGAGAAAAGCUCAUCCAUG